GGGAGGCGAGUGGGCGGGCGCUCGCGCCCGGCUGAAAGAUGGCUGCCGCCGCCCGGCAGCCACCGCCCCGAAGGUUACUGUAGGGCCUGCGGCUUCCGCCCGUGCUCGCGGACCACCGCCACCGCCUUACCAUGAAGCCAGUGAGUCGCCGCACCCUAGACCGGAUUUAUUCCGCGUUGCUCCUCGCGGUCGUAUUGCUCUCCUGGGGAUACGUCAUCUAUGCAUCAACUGUAGCUGCACGACGACAACUAAGCAAGGAAUACCCAGACAAGAUCUUCGGGAUGAACGAAAAUUUCUAAUUCUUCUGGAUUUGACUUCAUGCAUAUACAGUUCUUUACCUCUGUCUGGUUUUCAUAUAACAAAGCACAAGGAUCUUAGGUGAUGCAGUUGUAAAGAAUCUGUCUGCUAAUGCAUGAGACACCAGUUCCAUCCUUAGGUGGGGAGGAUCCCCUGGAGCAGGAAACGGCAACUCGGUCCAAUAUACUUGCCUGGAGAAUUCCAGGGACAGAGGAGCCUGGCGAGCUACAGUUCAAAAGAGUUGAAGGAAAAGAACACGAGGAAGGAUAACAAAGCAAAGUAAAUCUGACAGUCUUUUGAUCUAGAGUUUUUAAAAUACUUCUGAAAUGUCUCCAGAAAGCCUUUAAAACAAAGUGUGCUGUAAUUUCUGUACUUAUUUUUAUUGCAGCAUUUCAUUCCGUUGUAUACCUUCACAUCAACUAGAUUAAGUACAGUGUAAUAAAAAACUAUCAUGUGACUAUAAACAAUUUUCUACAUUCUGUUUUCCAGAUUAAAAAUGGCCAGAAAAAGUAGGUGACUGACCAUAUUAUUUUUAUUUAGCCUGUCCAGUUUUUACUUAGUUAGAUAAUUCAGUCUCAAAUUGUACAGAGAGAAUGGCACAGGUUGGGAAGAAACAGACAACACAUAUGUGAGUAAACUUUAUUACUUUUCCAGAAAAUACUUUAAAUAAGUUGGUAAUGUAGCAACAAACUUAGGCCCAUACACCUUUGAAAUUUUAAAGUAAUCUUCAGUGAUGUUGAUCAGGAAAUUCUUUCAUGGGUGGGAUUACUUCUCCAGUCUCCAGAAUUGUAUCACCCUAGAAAAACAAAAGUGCAUUAGUGAUAAAUCUUGUCAGCAGAGGUAACAGUUCGCCUUUGAGCUCAUCUGGAAAACCUAGCUCAGUUAUAGCAUUCAAACUUUAAAAAUGACAUAGGUAAAAUAGAAGCUGUCUAAAGAGAAGAAACCAGUAUCCAAAAUCUUAAGAAAUAAGGAACAAAUAGGGGAAGUUUUACUCGAACCAAACAACCACAAAGAACAUGAAAGUUGUCUUUACAAAGUGACAGAAGGAUGAUCUUUAUUUGCUUGGCCCCCCAAAAUAGGAGAAGCCCUAGAAAGAAGUUGUAGGGAAACAGCUUCACUUCAAUACAAGGUGGUAUAUAUUCCCAGCAACUAAAUAUGGUAGGCAGCCGCCAGUUUACUGUUUGGCUCAGAACAGAUAUUAGAGACAGACCUGCAAACUUUGCCCAGGCAGCUGGUCCAGCUGUCUUUCCAGCUUUCCAAACCUAGAUACAGCGUGUGUCACAGAACAGGAGGGGACUUUAAAGCUAGGACCAAGUAGUGUGAAUCCUGGAACCCUCCACUGACAAGCUGUAUAAUUUUAGGCAAAGUACUUAGCUUUCACUUCAGCUCUCUGUUUAACAUAGCAGAUUCCAUAAGCCUCACAGUCCAUGAAUUGACUGAGUAGGGCAGAAUUAUCCCAUCACCACCUGCCAUUCCCUGUCCUGGUUGCUCAGGACUAUAAACUUGUAUUAGUAUAAGCCAGUAUACAUUUUGGGGAAAACCUGUUUCCACAGCUAGCUUUACCCUGACACAGAAAUUAACCUGAACUGGUAUGAAUACUGCUGUAAUAAAAA
Bubalus bubalis (water buffalo) is the source of this 1910-nucleotide messenger RNA. RefSeq names its product small integral membrane protein 27 (gene TZMP1). NCBI's taxonomy places the organism in Eukaryota, Metazoa, Chordata, Mammalia, Artiodactyla, Bovidae. The record is from RefSeq and is a predicted model, not a curated record. Bases 132 to 299 code for a protein of 55 amino acids. The transcript is spliced from 3 exons.